ACGGCUGCUAUCAGCAAGUUCUGUUCAGAUAAUGUUUGGCUAGUUUGUUCGCGCUCUUUUAGGAGCCACAAGCCACCAGACUAGUGGGUAUAUAUAUAUAUAUAUAUAUAUAUUUAUAUAUAAAACAGGUAAAAAAUGGCCUCUAUAGCAUUUUGUUGUGUCAAAAGUACAGCGCAAGCGACGUCGAGACGAAGUUUCAGUCCAAAUGUAAAGUGGCUUUCAAGAGUCGCCAGACCGUCGCCAUGUUCGCUACCGGGGACCAGGACUACCGGGGCUCGGUGCAUGUCCCACGGGGCCGCCGCGGGUGGAAGCAGGAGGAGGGGAGCGUUGGCGCUGAGCGGCGCCGCUGCGGUCACCGCGGCCAUAGCGGGCUUGUUGGCCAACAACCGGCACUUCCGGCAGGCUGACAUGGCCACUUUGGUACCGAAAGCCGCGGAGGAGACGGGCCAAGAGGGGGACAUCUUGACCAGGUGCCGGGGAUUCAUGUCUCCGCCGGUCACCGACGUCGCCGUGUUGCAGGGGAGAAAAGACGACAUGUGCACCAGGAUGGAGAUGCUCAUCAUGGAGACACAGGCCGACUUCUGCAAAGCCUUGCAAGAAGUGGACGGUGGGACCUUCCAAGUGGACCGGUGGGAAAGGAAAGAAGGUGGAGGUGGGAUCAGUUGUGUGAUGCAGGAUGGAGAAGUCUUUGAGAAGGCUGGAGUCAACGUUUCUGUGGUGUUUGGACACUUGACGGAAGAAGCUGCUCGGCAGAUGAGGAGCAGAGGGAAGGUCCUCAAAGGGAAAGAUGGCAAGCUGCCAUUUUGUGCCAUGGGUGUGAGCUCCGUCAUCCACCCCAAGAACCCCCACAUUCCCACCGUGCAUUUCAACUACCGAUACUUUGAGAUCGAAGAGGAAGACGGGUCCAAACAAUGGUGGUUUGGUGGCGGCACAGACCUGACUCCUAUUUACCUGGAUGAAGGCGACGCCUUCCACUUCCACAACACCCUGAAGCAAGCCUGUGACAAACAUCACCCGCACUACUACCCCGACUUCAAGAAAUGGUGUGACAGGUACUUCUACAUCCGCCACCGAGGAGAGACUCGGGGCAUCGGCGGCAUCUUCUUCGACGACCUGGACGGCCCCGAUCAGGAGGCGGCCUUCAGCUUUGUGAAAAGCUGCGCUGGCACGGUGGUGCCGUGUUUCCUUCCCAUCGUGCACAAACACCUCACUCAGCCUUUCAGCGAGCAGGAGAAGGCCUGGCAGCAGGUGCGCAGAGGAAGGUACGUGGAGUUCAACCUGGUCUACGACAGGGGGGUCAAGUUCGGCUUGGCCACGCCCGGAUCCAGGAUCGAGAGCAUCCUCAUGUCGCUGCCCCUCACCGCCAGGUGGGAGUACAUGCACGAGCCCGACUCUGGCACCCCAGAGGCCAACAUGCUGGAGGCGUUGCGAAACCCCAAGGAGUGGGUGUGACCUUUAAUACUAAUGACCUUGUUUGUUGCCUUUUGGAUCGUUGAGCGGGUUAAAUGUCGGCCUUACCUUCAACAAACACUGGACAUGUUUAUUUAACACAACUAGUAGGAAAGAGGCUCUUCAAUAAAAGCCUUCAGAGAUGCAUUUGUUGUAAGCUGGAUGGAUGCUAGGCUUAGAAUGUGCUGCCAAAGUGAAAGUAAUGUGCUCACAACAACAGCUCCCUUUGGAACUACAAGUGGAAAAUGCCUCAUUACACAAUUAGUUAUUAUAUAUGUUUUUACAGUCACAGAAAAUAAAUAGAUUUUACAGGAAAAACACAUUCAGUUUCCAAAAAGUUACCAUACAAUGUUUUUUACAACAAGUUUUUAUGGUUACUAAAAAAAACAAAUGUUUUUUAUGGCGUAAUUCUGGCAACUGAGCUCCCAGUUUGGAUGUAUAACUUGCCUUAAAGUCAUGAAACAAAAUGUUUAGAAUGUAUGUUAAUAUAUUUGUUGCAAUAUUGGAUCAGUGUUGCAUACCUGCCAACUUUUGAAAUCAGAAAAACCUAGUAGCCAGGGUCCAG
Molecule: messenger RNA, 2014 nt
Organism: Nerophis lumbriciformis (worm pipefish)
Lineage: Eukaryota; Metazoa; Chordata; Actinopteri; Syngnathiformes; Syngnathidae
Gene: cpox
Product: coproporphyrinogen oxidase
Cellular component (GO): cytoplasm
Molecular function (GO): coproporphyrinogen oxidase activity
Source: RefSeq, a predicted model, not a curated record